Molecule: messenger RNA, 1141 nt
Organism: Hypoxylon fragiforme
Lineage: Eukaryota; Fungi; Ascomycota; Sordariomycetes; Xylariales; Hypoxylaceae
Product: glyoxalase-like domain-containing protein
Exons: 2
Coding region: 133-1017 (294 amino acids)
Source: RefSeq, a predicted model, not a curated record
GCACGACAUAAAAAGUCUCUCUUCCCCAAUCUUCCGAAAACAUGAAAUCUAUAACGUUAGUCCCAUUAAACCCCACAAACAAAAUAUCUACUUCGAUAUAGAUAUAGGCAUUUGUGCUACACCACCUUCACCAUGUCGUCCCAGACAACAACCCCACUUCCCCUCGUCGAUCACAUCGUGAUCCUAAUCCCACACUCCUACCUCUCCGCCCCGCCCCCCUGGUUCGCGGACCUCUUCACCUUCUACCCGGGCGGCCAGCACGCCGACGGGCUCACGGAAAACACCCUCGCGCUCCUCGCCGACGGCUCCUACAUCGAGUUCAUCGCCUUCGUGCCCGGCGCCGACCCCGCUCGGCGCGCCAGGCACCAGUGGGGCCGCAAGCACGAGGGCGAGGUCGUCGAUUGGGCCGUCACCCUGCCACCAGGAGGCCUGGAGCAGAAGGAAAAGACGUUCCAAGCGAUCCAGCAGAAGGUCCGCGACGCGGACACGGGCAUCGUGUACGGCGACCUUGUGCGCGGCGGCAGGAUCAGGCCCGACGGAGAGGUUCUGGAGUGGGGUGUUGCGUUCCCGAAGAAGGCAAGCGAUGGCAGCCCCGUAGACCCCGGGACCGUGCCGUUCUGGUGUCUGGAUGUUACGCCGAGACAUCUACGGGUGCCGUAUGACGGCCCGGAUGAUAGCGCAUGGACAAAGCAUCCGUCCGGCGCUGUCGGUGUCGCGGGGAUCCAUGUGACGCGGUCUGCAGAAACCGUGAAAAGCGCCGGUGGGGUGUACGAUGUGCUACUCGGGAAGGCGAGUAGUGCAGAGGCGACAACAGGAUGGAAGAUAAGGACGCUGGAUGGCGAGAAGGUGCACUCAGACGCUGAAGUACGUCUCGCUACGUCGAGGAAGGGCGAGGCGACGGUUAAGAUCUCGUUUUUCACGGAUGAUAUGAGCUUAGCUGGGAAGACGGUGGGCGGGAAGGUGAAUGAGGAGCAUGGCCUAGAGUUUUAUUUGGCGCCUGCGUUUGGGAGUGAAUAGAUGCUCACAGGCAGACAAUAGGAUGACAUGCCUAGGUAGAUAGGUACGAUAUCGAAUAACAUAACGAAAAACGUUCCAACUAGUAUACUGAUUAUAGAUAUACAUGGUUAGGAACAUAUGUAAG